AUGCAGCAGCAACGACACACAUUCACCGCGCUCAACUCGACCUUCGUUGUCGAUUCCGAGUAUCAGUUCGUCAAGGAGCUGGGUCAGGGUGCCUAUGGCUGUGUUGUCGCCGCCAGACACCGCCGCUCGGGGAAGGCUGCGCUAUCAAGAAGAUCACCAACAUCAACACGAAAGUGCGCGCGAGAUCGUCCUCGCCUACGUAUCUUGACUAAAAGAUGUCUGCGGGAGAUUCGGCUUCUACACCAUUUCCGUGGUCAUAAGAACAUAACAUGUCUGUACGAUAUGGACAUCGUCGUCCAGCCCAACGGCAAUUUCGAUGAGGUUUACCUCUAUGAGGAGCUCAUGGAGGCCGAUCUACACGCCAUCAUUCGGUCCGGACAACCCUUGACCGAUGCGCACUUCCAGUCCUUCCUGUACCAAACCCUCUGCGGUCUCAAGUACAUCCACUCUGCGAACGUCCUCCACCGCGAUCUCAAGCCUGGCAAUCUGCUGGUGAACGCGGAUUGCGAGCUGAAGAUCUGCGACUUUGGCUUGGCGCGUGGGUAUACCCCCGGGGGAGGGACGUCCAAGGCGGCUGGAAACCAAGGCUUCAUGACGGAGUAUGUCGCUACCCGCUGGUAUCGCGCACCCGAGAUCAUGCUCAGUUUCGCCAACUAUACUACGGCCAUCGAUGUCUGGUCAGUUGGUUGCAUUCUGGCGGAGCUUCUCGGGGGCAAGCCCAUCUUUAAAGGACGCGACUAUGUUGACCAGCUGAACCAAAUCCUUCAUUACCUCGGCACUCCAUCUGAAGAUACUCUCCGUCGUGUUGGUUCUCCUCGGGCACAAGAUUACAUUCGCUCGCUUCCUAUCAAACCGCGCGUUCCGUUUUCGACUUUAUUCCCCCGUGCCAAUCCGCUUGCGAUCGACCUGUUGUCUCAAAUGCUUUGCUUUGACCCUGCGAAGCGCAUCAGCUGUGAGCAGGCGCUCGCUCACCCGUACCUGCAGGUCUGGCAUGACCCUGCUGACGAGCCCAUCUGCGAAUUUAAAUUCGACUUUGGCUUCGAGGAGGAGGACAGCAUUGAGGGAUGAAGAAGCUGAUUGUGGACGAAGUGAACUCGUUCCGGACGGAAGUGCGUGUACAAGCGAGAGCUGCUGGACAGGUCCGUCGCCAGGAUAGUCUCCCGAUUCCCUCGAGAGAUGAGAUCUUGAGCUCCCCCGUCAAAGAACAUGGGCCAUUCCACGGCACCACGUCAAGUUUCACCGCUGCUCCGGACGCUAAGCCUCCGACGCCGACAUUUGAUGACCCGAGCGAAGAGUUGGAACGUGAACUUGCGGGUACCCACUUCUCUUGAGUGAAGUUUAUUACAUCCAUAAACGAUUAGUGUAUAAGUAUUGUUUGUCCUUACAUCAUGGUCUAACAACAAGAAAAGAGUACAAUUA
Molecule: messenger RNA, 1419 nt
Organism: Mycena citricolor
Lineage: Eukaryota; Fungi; Basidiomycota; Agaricomycetes; Agaricales; Mycenaceae
Source: the annotation of a GenBank genome assembly